GCGCGGUAGGUCUGUGGGAGCGAGACGGUGCCGGUCGCGAUCAUGUGUGGGUUCAAAGCGCUGAAGGCCUCCGGGGUCGUCGUGGCCGUGUUUGCCGUCCUAGGGUCCCUGGGCACUGAAGGCUUUUUCGCUUGGAAGGUUUACGAGGUGAACAACCAGUGCGCCAACAACGUGUCUGUUUGCAAUCAUGAGGACUUGGAAGUCCGAUCGUACAUUGGCUUAGCAGAAGGUAUUUUGGGGACGGCGGUGUCCGUAUGCUUCGCCAUUGGCUUCGGUGCUCCCUCCGUUGCCCUUAUAUGGCUGUGGGAGGCCUGGGCGCUGGGAAUCUCGGGCUAUAAUUCGUAUUGUAUCUAUGACUUCCACCAGAACAUCAUUGGGAACCAAACGACCUUUCCUUGGGACACGGUUGUUGAUGACGACUACGGAUAUUUCUUCAUCGAGGCUAUCUGUUCCGUUUCUCUGCAUCUUCUCAUCGUCAUUAUCUCUGUUCCCUUGGGUUUCGCACUCUCUCGCAUGUACUGGAAGGGGAACAUCGCAAGCUACAGUGUGUACAACUGGGACAACGAUGCUUUCGAGAUGGACUAGAGGCAACGCUGCUUCGAGUGGGGGGGGGGGUCAUGGGCCCUGUUCCUGUCUAGUCCGAGAGCAGGUUCAUCAUUUCAUUUGAAGGAGUGAUUUACAUUAUACUCAUAAAUAUUUAAUCACGUGUGCGGAUGUACACACACACGUAUGUGUAUGCCUGACAUUUUUUUUUUAGCAUCUGUUUAUUUUCUGUUCCUGUCUGUCUGUCUGUCUGUCUGUCUGUCUGUCUCUGU
Messenger RNA from Penaeus vannamei (Pacific white shrimp), 815 nucleotides. RefSeq lists its product as uncharacterized. The record is from RefSeq and is a predicted model, not a curated record. Lineage: Eukaryota; Metazoa; Arthropoda; Malacostraca; Decapoda; Penaeidae.